CUUCAAACAUAUCACAAAAAACUUAGCGCACAAAACAAACACCUACAAACAUUUAAUUUAAAACUCCAAUCCAAAAUCAACAAGACAAAAGGACAAAUAAGCAAACUUACAACCUUGCGAAAACAAAUAAAGAAGCUCGAAUUUCGAAUGAUUAAGCUUUCCAUACAAAUGAAAACACUCGAAGCACAAUAAGCGAAAACACAAAACAUGUUAAAAACUCUUGAAAAACAAUUGACAACGCUUUCAAAAGAUUAUACAAAACUCACAGGAAUAGAACAAAACGGAACAAAAAUUUCAAAUAAAUCAAAGAAAACACAAGGAAAGGACUGUGCAGAUCUUUACAAAAAAGGUGAAAAAGAGAACGAAGUUUAUCAAAUUAAUCCAGAUGGUCAGGGUUACUUUAAGGUUUUCUGUGAUAUGAAAACAUCUGGUGGAGGUUGGACUGUUUUUCAAAGACGUCAAGAUGGAAGUGUAAAGUUCUAUCGAGGUUGGAAAGACUAUAAACAAGGAUUUGGCAAUCUUACUUCUGAAUGCUGGCUUGCAUUAGAUAAAAUAUACCGACUAACAUCAGCAAAGCGAAACAAACUUCGUCUUGAUCUUGGAGAAACGUCAGGAAAUAAAAGAUAUGCUGAAUAUGAUUAUUUUGCUGUAGAGAAUGAAAAUAAAAAAUAUCAAUUGAGACUUGGAAAAUAUUCUAUUAGGUCAUUAGGAACUGCUGGUAAUUCAUUAUCCGCCCAUAAAAACAAGUCGUUUACGACAAUCGAUUCAGAUAAUGAUACAGAUGGCGGAGGAAACUGCGCUGUAAAUGCUAAAGGUGCUUGGUGGUAUUAUUAUUGUUAUGAUUCCAACCUAAAUGGGUAUUAUUAUCAAGGCAAUUAA
Messenger RNA from Xenia sp. Carnegie-2017, 879 nucleotides. RefSeq names its product ryncolin-1-like. The transcript has 2 exons. Bases 208 to 879 code for a protein of 223 amino acids. Lineage: Eukaryota; Metazoa; Cnidaria; Anthozoa; Malacalcyonacea; Xeniidae. The record is from RefSeq and is a predicted model, not a curated record.